UCUGAAAAAAUUGAACUCCGACAAUUGCUUUUCUCAGCAACUCUUACUUCAUAGAAAAUAUAGCUAUAGAGGAAGUUGGCCAACGGUUAACUUCCCUCCGAACCUAGAGAGAGUAGUAGUCUCUUGUAAUCAAAGCAAAGUUCAGUAGUCGAUUCUUGGUCACCUUCUGAGACUCUAACUUCACCUUCCUGACAUACCCUUCAUACCAAUCUUCCCUUUCUGUUUCCUUUUCCUACCUUCCUUCUAUAUACACUUCAUCUCCACCUCUUCUUCACACUCACUAGAUUUUUUCACCUCCAAGUCUUUCUGUUCACUAUGUUAUUACUAAAGGGUUCAUGACAUUCGCUUGAAACCUUGGUUUGUAUCAAUUGUAGCACUAGUUUGAUUUUGGUGCCAAGUUCUUGAGCUGCGGUGGUGCUGACCCUGAAAAGUUCUCCAAGUCCGACAUGAGAUAAGGCUGCUGCUGCUGCUGCUUUUCAAAGAUGUUGGAGCUGGUUUCAAUUAGUAGACAAAUUUGGUUGCUGAAUUUCGUGUUCAUGUGUCUUCAAUAGAUGGUAUUUUUAAAUUGAAAGCAUAGUGACAAUUUCUUGAAUGUUGUUUCUUGACUUUUGAAUUUAUCUCCAAGACUUCAAAUAAGUUGGCUCUCUCCUACAAUUUCUUAAAUGCUUAUGUUCAAUAUUGAGAAUCAAACAAGACUUGGUCUCAGGCACAACACGUUUUUCAAUUUUGGACUUGUUCUGAUCUGAAUACUUAUAUAGAGGCAAAAGGGGUAUCCUCUUUUCAUUAUCCUCUAUUCAUACAUAUCCAAAAGACAACAACAUUUCCUUUCAAUAACCCAAUUAGUUGAAGCAGCAUGGCUUCAUUUCCUUCAAAUUUUGCAUUGGAACAUAGCAUGGCUAGUGUACAAAAUAGUCACUCUCCUGCUUCCUCCCCUUCUUUCAUGACUAGAGUGGCCAUGAGAAUAUCUAGAUCAAGAUGGUUCACCUUCUUGAGAAGAGUAUUCCAUUACCAAAAUGGACCGAGAUCCGAUCUCGGCUCCAACCCUUUCAAUUCCAGCACUUGGAUGAUGCUGGAGUUGAUUGCUUUGUUGGUCCAGAUAACAAGCACAACAUUCACUUUGGCCAUUUCAAAGAGUGAGAAGCCAAUUUGGCCUAUGAGGGUGUGGAUAGCAGGUUAUGAUAUUGGUUGUGUCCUUAAUCUUCUUCUACUUUGUGGCCGCUACCAUCAACUUCAUGUCACUCAAGGGAAUAACGCUCUUACCCUCUCUGAAUUGGAGCAGCAGAGAAACAAUGAAGAAUCAAGUGUGUACAGGAGCUCACAUUUGAUAGACAAAUGCCGUAGUUCACUAGAGCUUUUCUUUGCCAUAUGGUUCGUGAUGGGCAAUGUAUGGGCCUUUGACUCACGUUUUGGGUCCUUCCCACAAGCUCCAAAACUCCAAGUGCUCUGCAUCAUCUUGCUUUCUUGGAAUGCAAUAUGCUACUCUUUCCCUUUCCUACUGUUUUUGCUUUUGUGUUGUUGUGUGCCACUAAUGAGCACCCUCCUUGGAUACAACAUGAGCAUGGGGUCCUCUGCUAGAGGGGCAUCUGAAGAUCAAAUCUCACAACUCCCAAGUUGGAGAUAUAAAGGGGUUCACACCAACUUGGACCUUGGCAAUGACUCUCAAAGCAGUGAAAGAUUGAUCAAUGAAGAUCCAGAAUGUUGCAUUUGCUUGGCCAAAUACAAAGACAAAGAAGAAGUUAGGCAAUUACCCUGUUCCCAUUUGUUCCACCUAAAAUGUGUGGAUCAAUGGUUAAGAAUUAUAUCAUGCUGCCCUCUUUGCAAACAAGGAUUACAAAGGUAGCAAUAGGACGAGGCAGAAAAUACACAAGAACAUUCACAAUCUUAUAUAUAUUCCCAAUUAUUUUGUUUUUUCCCCUUUUGGUUACACGAGUGAGUUUGUACAUGUACAGAAGAGGUCACCAGUAACCAAAACUACAUUGAAUACUUGUUCUUAGGAGUGAACCAAUCCCCUUACUUUUCAAAUUAGUCCACUGUUUUUACAAGUUUUUCCUCCCCUAUCCUGUCAUCUAAAUAUUGCAAGGUGAGCAUAUAGUUGUACUGAAUAAUGAAGUAAAUAUUUAUAUUUGCUCCUUAAUUUUUAUACAAUAAAAUUAUUUGGACUGCGUUUCCUGUUUAA
Molecule: messenger RNA, 2176 nt
Organism: Glycine soja
Lineage: Eukaryota; Viridiplantae; Streptophyta; Magnoliopsida; Fabales; Fabaceae
Product: E3 ubiquitin-protein ligase At4g11680-like
Exons: 3
Coding region: 854-1840 (328 amino acids)
Source: RefSeq, a predicted model, not a curated record